GUAUAACUAGCGCGUUGAAGCUCGUCGAUGAAUUCCGGCUCCAGAACGCGCCUGAUCAGACUGCUAAACGACGCCGUAGCGCCGAUGGUUACGAAACACCGUUUUGGGCCAUGGACCGACGAUGCUUGUUCAGCCAUAUCCAAAGUGAGCAACGUUCGGCCAGGAGCAUUCAUCCAUGCCCACAUCUGUGACGAACUGAGACAGUCAUCAGACUGGACCUCGUUGUGUCGGGGGGUCGGUCAUACGGCGGAUCAUGCCAAGGGGUACGGCUGAUUAUCCGGCCGUCGACGCAAAUCUCCUGCGGGAAAAAUAACGUGCAAUGCAACUUGAAGCUUUCCAAUGCGGAUGAACAUCACGACACACAGCAUUCAGCCGUUAUGGCUACUUCAGCGCGGCAUCUGUGCCGCUCAUUAUUCCAAGUCAGCCGACAAAUCCCUGUGAAAAGGAAGUGUCAACCACAAUUCCUCCUGCGGCACAGAGAGAUCGUUCCACUUCGACAGAUCUCGACGACAAGUUCGCUAAAAGCGGAUGAGCCGACCAAUUCCAGAUCCGCGCAGGAGGCAAGUCAGAGUCAAGACGACGGCGAGGGUUUCGAUGGGCCUGCCGAGUAUCUGACGCCGGGGACAUUAAUCACCGCAAAUGACCUGAGCCCUGAAGAGCGUGCGGAUUACGAUCUCCUGUCCAAGCGAGAUCAACGAGAAUAUUUGGCUUUGCAAAAUCAUUACGCGGCAGUCUUUGAAUCAGCCCAAGCCGACGCGGCAUUGGAUGACAUUGUCACCGAUGUGGACAAACAAGUUGACAAAGAGGUUGAGAACGUGGAUUUCCCGGAUUCGGCAGUGGACCCCAGGGAAAUAGGUUACUGGGCUCUCGAUGAGGACGACGAGUUCGGCCAGGUCGAAGAUGGAGACGAACCAUGGGACGAUUCGGCGAUCUCGUCCGUCGCGCACAGCGAGUUGGAAGUGCAUCGGGAAGUAAGAGAAUAUACAAGGGUAAUCGCAUGGGAUAUGCCGUUGUUGCAGCAAUAUGCGAAACCAUUUCAACCACCCACAAAUGCAACACCUCUCCGUUUCCGCUACACGACCUAUAUGGGUGAAGCGCAUCCAGCCGCCAAAAAGGUCGUUGUACAGUUCUGCACCAAAGAUAUGCCCAACCUCACCGAAGCGCAACGAUUGAAACUUAUCAAGCUUGUUGGGCCACGCUACAAUCCAGACACCGACAUGGUCAAGAUGUCAAGCGAAAAGUUUGAGGCACCGGCGCAAAACAAACGGUACCUAGGUGAUCUGGUCAAUAAGUUACUCGACGAGGCAAGGAACGGUGCUGACACCUUUGAGGAUAUUCCGCUGGAUUUCCGCCACCACAAGUCGAAGAAACAGGUUACAUUCCCAGAGGAGUGGAAAUUGAAACCGGGCAGGAUACAGGAGCUGUUACAUGCCAGACAAAACCAGGCGCUGUUGGGUGCAGGCGAGACACCCGCUUCUACGAGCAAGGAGGCCGUGCACAGCUAUGUACAAACAUUGAACCGAGGGGGUAUCAGUCCGCAAAGGACGUUGUAAAACAAUCAAUGCAAAUCCAUCUAGAACCCAUCAGAGUGAGGAGUGAGCAAAAGCAUGUCCUACUGCCAGCCGAAGUACUUGAUCCGAACCAGGCGCCACGGUACAACCAGUUUUGGAAGCCUCGCUUCAAGUUCUUCUCCGUCUGCCGCCUCCUCGGCGUCUGCCACCUCUCAUGCCUUUGCCCAAGUCUGCUUGCUUGGCAGAUGUUAUGCUGCUUUCUCCGCUGGUAUCGAGAGUGGCCGCCAGUGCCUUUGCUUUUUCCUCUUCCCAUCCAGCCUGCUCCUUUGCACGAAUCUGAGCCAUUAAAUCGUUAGGUGCUUCACCGUUGCUGAAUGUCUCGCUGUCCAGAUCGUGAUCGAAGAUGGAACGAUGAUCGGGUCUGAGGACUUUGUACUUGGCCGCGAGAGCCUUGCGCUCUUUCUCCUCAAUCUCGUUCAGUUUCAGGGCAAUAGCUUCUUUCCUCCGCUCUUUCUCCUUAUCGUCUUCCUUCGACGUAGGAGCCGUCUUCUUUUCCGUUUCGGGGAUUCUGUCUUUGGCACAGGCGUGGUUCUUGUUGCGGUAUCUGUAGUUGUGAGCUCCACCACGACCGGCGGAAGAUACCCCAAGUCCGUGGCAAAUCAUACGUUUCGCAUCAUCGCUGACACGCCAAUUCCGCUGUGUCGCGUUGGGAUCGGCCACUCCAAAACUUGGUCCAUUCUUUCCUCCGGCGACAAGGAGACUGCCUAAAGCAUACUUCUCGCGGUACCAGCGUGGAAUAUCACGGUGACCGAUUCGCUCGAGAGUGGGCAGGUCGAGAGGCAUCUCAUGCUUGUAUACACAGCCUUGUUGAGCAUAGUCACAUUCACCACGACGGAUCCAGAAGGAACAGUAUUCCUUGCUGCCGACUGGAGUCUUUGUUUGACCAAUGUCGCCUUGGUCCUGGCGUUGUUGUGUCUCUUUAGCAGUGGAAGUAUCGGCAUUGGGAGAAGCGUUAUGGUUGUUGCCGCGUUCCGCAAUUUUGCUUUCUCCAUCGCCCGACACACUAGAUACCGUGCAUGAACUGCUUGUGGCAUCGCUCGGUUGCCGUUCCUCGAUCCCAAAUGCUUUUGGUGGCGCGGUCGAGGAUAGUGUAACAGGCUUUGGUGGUGGUAACAUUUGUGUGCUUGCCACUGGAGCGACCGUCUUCACAGGCUCUGUCAUCUUUUGUCCGGUAGUUGCGGAUACAUUGCCUCUCUCGAGGACCAAAGGUUUGGUGUUGUUGAGUGCUUCGACGACGUAAUAUUGAUGUCGAGAUUCGGAUACGCCCGCACAGAUCAUUCCGCCGAUAUCGUAUGGAUCCAGGAUACGUGAGACCCCGCGGAUCUGGACAUGGAUCGGCAGCUCAUCCAUGGCAAUGAGAGGGACCAUGGCACCAUUUUGGCGGGUAACAAAAUAUUGCGGUUUGAGUGCCUGCUGCUUCGACAUCUUGACAGUCUGACUUGCUGGGUUGCUUGCAAAAGACCUUGUCCAGUCAGUAUUUUUAUAUUGGACGUGAGCAUAAAGCAAAAUGCCUGGCUUGCGCGAGGGAAGUCGAGGAGAACAAGAAAACGAGGAGCAGAAAUGGAGAUACUUAUAGAAAGUCC
Messenger RNA from Exophiala dermatitidis NIH/UT8656, 3154 nucleotides. RefSeq lists its product as uncharacterized. Bases 378 to 1553 code for a protein of 391 amino acids. The record is from RefSeq and is a predicted model, not a curated record. The transcript is spliced from 2 exons. Gene Ontology annotation, cellular component: mitochondrial small ribosomal subunit. Gene Ontology annotation, molecular function: structural constituent of ribosome. Gene Ontology annotation, biological process: mitochondrial translation. Lineage: Eukaryota; Fungi; Ascomycota; Eurotiomycetes; Chaetothyriales; Herpotrichiellaceae.